This is a messenger RNA of Stomoxys calcitrans (stable fly), 1711 nucleotides long. Its product is annotated as tubulin alpha-2 chain. Bases 240 to 1592 code for a protein of 450 amino acids. Gene Ontology annotation, biological process: mitotic cell cycle; microtubule cytoskeleton organization. The record is from RefSeq and is a predicted model, not a curated record. Lineage: Eukaryota; Metazoa; Arthropoda; Insecta; Diptera; Muscidae. Gene Ontology annotation, cellular component: cytoplasm; microtubule. The transcript is spliced from 3 exons. Gene Ontology annotation, molecular function: GTP binding; structural constituent of cytoskeleton.
AAUCGGUAAGAGCGUUUGCUCAUCUUUUGGCUUUGCCGGAAAUUUGUCUUCUGUGCGUUUUUUUGUAUGCGGUGGGUGGAAGCAGAUGUUCACUUUCAUCAUUCACCAUUAGUAUAUAUAAGGCCCCAGUUGGUUACAAAAAGUACUCAGUUGACUUCCAAAUUUGUUGCAUUGCAGACAUCACUUGGAUUUUCUCACUAACAGUGUAUACAGAACGUAUUUAAGAAAUCGAACAAAAAAUGAGGGAAUGUAUAUCAGUACAUAUCGGCCAAGCUGGUGUCCAAAUUGGUAAUGCAUGUUGGGAACUAUACUGUCUUGAACAUGGUAUUCAACCUGAUGGUCAGAUGCCUUCUGAUAAAACUGUCGGUGGCGGUGACGACUCAUUCAACACAUUCUUCAGCGAAACUGGUUCGGGUAAACACGUUCCACGCGCCGUCUUUGUAGAUUUGGAACCCACUGUGGUCGAUGAAGUUCGCACUGGUACUUAUCGCCAACUGUUUCAUCCUGAACAAUUGAUAACUGGCAAAGAAGAUGCUGCCAACAAUUACGCCCGAGGUCACUACACCAUUGGUAAAGAAAUUGUGGAUUUAGUCUUGGAUCGCAUUCGAAAAUUAGCCGAUCAAUGUACCGGAUUGCAAGGCUUUUUAGUGUUCCAUUCCUUUGGUGGUGGAACCGGAAGUGGAUUCACAUCAUUGCUUAUGGAACGUCUUUCAGUGGAUUACGGCAAAAAGUCAAAGUUGGAAUUUUCAAUUUAUCCAGCGCCACAGGUCUCAACCGCAGUUGUUGAACCAUACAAUUCAAUUUUAACCACCCACACAACACUGGAACACUCGGAUUGUGCGUUUAUGGUGGACAACGAGGCCAUUUAUGAUAUUUGUCGACGCAACCUGGAUAUAGAACGCCCAACCUACACUAAUUUAAAUCGUUUAAUUGGACAGAUAGUUUCGUCGAUAACGGCAUCGCUACGCUUCGAUGGUGCUCUCAAUGUCGAUUUAACAGAAUUCCAAACCAAUCUGGUGCCAUACCCAAGAAUUCACUUCCCGUUGGCAACUUAUGCUCCCGUCAUUUCGGCGGAAAAGGCCUACCAUGAACAAUUGACGGUUGCUGAGAUUACGAAUGCAUGCUUUGAGCCAGCCAAUCAAAUGGUGAAAUGUGAUCCACGUCGUGGUAAAUACAUGGCUUGUUGUAUGUUGUACCGUGGUGACGUUGUCCCUAAAGAUGUCAAUGCUGCUAUUGCAACAAUUAAAACGAAACGAUCGAUACAAUUUGUUGAUUGGUGCCCAACCGGGUUUAAGGUUGGUAUCAACUAUCAGCCUCCUACCGUUGUGCCAGGAGGAGACUUGGCUAAGGUACAGCGAGCUGUUUGUAUGCUAUCCAACACAACGGCGAUUGCUGAGGCGUGGGCUAGAUUGGAUCAUAAGUUUGACUUGAUGUACGCCAAGCGUGCUUUCGUACAUUGGUAUGUCGGUGAAGGUAUGGAAGAAGGUGAGUUUUCCGAAGCUCGGGAAGAUUUAGCCGCACUUGAAAAAGAUUAUGAAGAAGUAGGUAUCGACUCAGGAGACAACGAUAUUGGCGAGGGCGAUGAAUACUAAGGAAAUAACAAUAUACCCAAUCAGCUUUAUGCUACUCUUUCAAUAACUCCAUACACCACUCCGUUUGCUAUCGAAUCGGCAAUUUUACCUUUAAUAAAAAAUGCAUUUUAAAAGAUUAA